AUACCUUUGUUUCUGGUAUUUUUGAGUUCUGACCACGUUAUAUUCAUCACCAGGUGGCAUUAAUGACUGUGAUAUUUUUUAGUUUUUCCUCAAAAUGUUUGCUCAUCGAAUGGACAUAUUUUUAGAUGACCAGUAUUCACUGCAUAUUGGGAAGACACCUCAGCAUAUACUACAUCUGAUAAUAAGAAUCGGUCAUUCUUGCUCUGGAAAAUGGGACGUAAAAAAAUUGAAAUAAAAUUUAUUAAAGAUGAAAAGAAUCGUCUGGUAACAUUUGCAAAGCGUAAAAGUGGUUUAUUCAAAAAAGCCUAUGAGUUGAGUGUGUUGUGUGAAUGUGAAAUCGCUCUGCUAGUAUUUACACGUAGUAAUCGUCUUUAUCAAUAUGCUAGUGUUACUGUGGAUCAUGCUCUACAAAGACUUAAGAAACAUCAUCGUGCAAAUGAAUUCCUUAGUAAUUCUGAUAUGGAAAGGUUAACCAAACGUCGAAUGCGAUCCAACUGUAAUGGACCUGGUGUUAUACCACAACAACCAUAUUCAAAUAUCAAGAAUGAAGAAAGUAACAACGGAGAUGAUAAUGACGACGAGGAGGAAGACGAUGAUGAUGAAGUUGAAGGAGAAGAGGAAGAAACAGGUUCCAUUUUAAGUGUGAAAAAUAUCAACAAUAAUUGUCAAAUAAUUGAUGUUGAUAAAGCGAAAUUCACUGAUCAAAUUGAUAUUCAAUCGUCAAAUGUAAGAUAUAUUGUUGAUACACAACAACAGCCAACAUUUAAUAUGCAUUCACGCAGUUCAGUGAAUACUGUCACCGAGAAUCAUAUACGACCGGUGAGCUCUAUAGCCUUACCACUUAAUCCUUUAAUAAUAACAUCAACAAACCCAGUAGUAACAAGUGAUUAUUUAACGCAUAUUCAACCCGUACUUGCCUCUCAUGCAUCUAAUACACAACUUCAAUUCUCCUCUAAUGCUCAUUUAAUUCAGUAUCAUAGACCAUUGCAUCAAUCAGCUCAAUGUUCUCCAGCCUCCCCGUUUACCUGUGAUAAUACUAUUGUACAUUCAAAGCCAUUGUGUACAACUUUACCGAAUUUAACAAGUCAACCUGUGGAACAGGUGAAUAAUCUUCUAUUACCAAGUCAAAUGUCUACGCCUUAUUUAAUUCAACAUCCAUCUGCUGACCAUCAGACAACUUUACCAAUAGAAUGUUCAAAUCGAAAUAAUGGACAUUUACUUGGUGCUGCUGGUGGUGUUGGCGGUGGUGAUGCCUACAUGGAGACUUCUUUGAAUCAUCCUUAUCGUGAUACAACAAGUAUCAUGGAUUCUGGUGUUUCAUCUAACUUCUCAGCUAACAGUAAUAAUAGUAAUAAUACCCUAGGUCAAAUGCAGUGUACAUUAUUAACGCCAGUUCCGUAUACAAAGGAAUUAAAAACUGAUCAACCUAUGUUUAUUAUAUCAUCUGUUGUUGGGAAUAAUAAUAAUAGUAAUAAUAAUAAUAAUAAUAACAGUAAUCAACAACAACAACAACAGAUUUCCAAACCAGAUUUAAUCCCUUCACUUACUGUAGAAUCUCAAGUAACUGUUCGGCAUGAACUUCAUAGUAUUCCACAAUCGACCAAUAAACACAGCUAUUCAGGAACACAAGAACUGCAUAGAAAAAUGAAUGAUUAUAUAUCUGAUGUCUAUGAAAGUCAUAUCAAUCAUUUUACAUCAAAUUCAAUGAGCAGUCUUCAAAAUUCUGCAACAACGACAACAAUAGUUUGUGCUCCAUCUCUUACUGUACCAACGAAGACUAAUAUGAAUCCCCAGUGUGUUACCUCAAAUAAUUCAAUACCUGUGACAUCAAAUUUACCGGUUAAAAAUUCUGAUGCUUCCUCUCAAACACUACCAGAAAUAAUUGAUUUAGACGGUUUACCGGCUUCACUGUCAACAUCAUUUUCUACUACGGUGGUGGUGACAACAUCAGAAAUGUAUGCCAAUACCCCCCAUGACAAUCAUCUUACAGAGAAUGAUAAUACUAAUAAUAAUAAUAACAAUAAUAAUAGUAAUAAUGAUUGUAGGAGUAACCAUAACAACGAUAGUGAUAGUUCAAAUACAGUGGAAACUGAACCGAAUGAAAUGAAAAUUAGUGAAGAUGAUUCUGGCAAUUCCACUACAGUAUCUCAACCACCACCACAACAACAGCAGCAACAACAACACCAUUCUCGUCAAAGAAGAAUGCCAGCAUUAAAACACUUACAGUUACCAUCAACAUGCAGUUCUACACUGUUACGACAGACAAGUAUUCCUAAAGGUUACUUUUUAUCAACACCAGAAGUCAUCAAUGAACUUGGUCGUUUAGAUAGUCAUCGAAAUACAAAUUCAUCAACAGAUAAUUCAGAUAGUAAUCCACUUGGACAUGCACUGUCUCCAGCUGAUUUGAUAUAUCGGCUAGGAUUACAUCAACUGUUAUCAUUGUCACCGGUUCCUUUAACUUCACGUGAUUCACCAGUGUUUUCAGCUAAUCAUAGUCCUACACCAAGUUUAAUACCAUCGAAUUCAAACAGUGGAAGUAAUCAGAAUACUGUGAUGAAUAGUGCUAGUAGUACUAAUAGCACUACUGCUACCACUAUGACUAUUGCUCAGCCUUCUUUAGUCAGUCAGUCUUCGUGUACGGAUAUACCGUCUGUUCAAUGUGAAUCUGAAUCUCAGAACUCACCAAAUGUGCUUCCAAAAUAUGCCAAACGAUCAAAGUAUUCUUAA
This is a messenger RNA of Trichobilharzia regenti, 2727 nucleotides long. The record is from the annotation of a GenBank genome assembly. NCBI's taxonomy places the organism in Eukaryota, Metazoa, Platyhelminthes, Trematoda, Strigeidida, Schistosomatidae.